AUGGGGGCGGUAGAAAUCUUGGAGCCCUUCGAGCUCCACUUUGCCGACCUUCUCCUCCUCUCAUGCUCCUCUCCCGCGGUUUCGCCGCCGCCGGAGACGGAGAGGCUGGAGUCCGUCUCCGGCGGGGUGAUGGCAGCACUGGGGCCCUCCGGCCCCGGCCUUCUCUGCGUCACCGGCGUACCUGCGGUGCCCGCCCUGCGCCGCGCACUCCUCCCUCUCGCCCAGAAGCUCGCCCUCCUGGAUGGGGCCGAGCGUGCUCGGAUCCUCAAGGUGAGUCCGUGGAUGUUCUAUCUGGUUCGUGUUGAGAGCGGUCUUCCUGAAGCUCAUUGCGGGGCUCGUGUAAUUGGUUGAUGGAGCAUUUGUGACGGCGUUGUUCUGUUCUAGGGAUUGUAACCUGAGAAAUUGAACUGAGGCCAACGGAUUUUGAUCUGUACAAUGAUUUGAAAUGCUUGUCAUGUCAUCUCAUGGAGGUUUUCUGAGUGGAAUUUGAGAGAAACACUGGUUGCUUUCAAUUAUUUCCGUAGAGCUGUCAUGUGAGCGGCUUGUCCGGCCCUAAUGUGCGACGUCUCAAGUUCCUUUUCCUUGUGGUAGAUUGCCUUCAGAUCAUAAACCUAAGAUAACGUUAAUCCUAUCUGUUGUAUGAGCUUUGCAGAGCCAUGGCUUGGGGAGUGAUGUUCCUUUGAAGAAUCCCGAUAGAACCGUCUCCUCGUUUGCUAAGCAGUUGAAGUACAUGGGGCAUCCGACCUUGCCAUGGACCUCAAAUCUGCCUGAACAUGGCUACGACAAUGGUAAUUUAUCGAAGGAAAAUGCCAUAGAGGACGAACAGGAGCUUCGUGAUCCUGGGUUCGAACAACUUGGGAAUACUUUCAACCUGCUGGGCUCCUGCAUGAUGGAAGUCGGGCUGCAGGUUGCACGACUAUGCGACAGGAAAACAGGUGGUCAAGAGUUGGAAUCCAGCUUAUUGGAUUCCGGCACUGCUAAAGGACGCCUCAUACACUACCACUCAAAAUUGGAUAACCUGAUCAUCAGAGAACCUAAGGGAAGAUCAAACGGUUCGAGUAGGAGACCCACUGCGUCCCAUACUGCUUUUCCUCAAGAAUUCGGAAUUCUGACGACUCUAAGUCCAGGAACAGAGCUACAGCGGGAGACGAAAAGUUCAGACAUCUUGAAUGUAUCCAGGACUUCCUUGGCGGACUUGUGGCAGCAGUGGCACUAUGACUAUGGGAUUUUUACUGUGCUAACAGCUCCAAUGUUCUUGAUGGCAUACGAUGUGAACGGCCCCCACCACAUCUCCGGCAGCAAUGAGUGCAGCCCCCCAGAUGGGCAUACAUGCUUGCAGUUAUUUGACAAUGUCAGGGAUAGGAUUCUCAUGGUGAAAGCUCCGCCAGAGAGUUUCAUCGUUCAGGUGGGAGAGUCAGCUGAUAUCCUAUCAAAAGGCAAGCUUCGCUCCACACUUCACUCUGUCAUUAGACCUGGAUUAGGUGAUUUGUGCAGGGAGACCUUCGUUGUCUUCUUGCAACCUGCUUGGGACAAAAUUCUCUGUAUCUCCAACAACAGUGUAGCAUCCACAAGGCAAGAAGUGUCGACACCCACUGAGGCUAUAUGUGGGGAUCAUGAUGAGGAGAAGGAAUCGAAGAGUGGCCGGCAGGGGGAAAUCGUCAGGGCAGUACCUCCGCUCUGCUCUCGGUUGAGAGAUGGUAUGACAUUUGCAGAGUUUUCCCGGGAGACUACCAGACAGUAUUAUGGUGGGGGUGGCACUCAAUCCAGGAGAUGA
This is a messenger RNA of Spirodela intermedia, 1774 nucleotides long. Lineage: Eukaryota; Viridiplantae; Streptophyta; Magnoliopsida; Alismatales; Araceae. The record is from the annotation of a GenBank genome assembly.